AUGCCCGAGAAGGGGAGGAAGCGAAGCGCAGAGGCGGCGGCGGCAAUGAGAUCCAGACCCGAAAGGAGGCCAGUGGCCACGAGGGGGUUCGGCGGCGGCGGCAGCGGCGGCGGCGGGCCCCCCUUCUCGGCGGCGCCCCCGGCCGCCAUGGCGCUGCGCAACGACCUGGGCUCCAACAUCAACGUGCUGAAGACGCUCAACCUGCGCUUCCGAUGCUUCCUGGCCAAGGUGCACGAGCUGGAGCGCCGCAACCGGCAGCUGGAGAAGCAGCUCCAGCAGGCCCUCGACGAAGGCGGCGCCCGUCGGGGCGGCGGCGGGCAGCGGCGCGACCAGGCCGUCCAGACCGGCUUCGUCGGCCCCAUCCGCCCGCUGGGCCUGGCGCUGGCCGCCACUAGCAGCAGCGGCAGCAGCAGCGCCCGCCCGGUGGGGCUCAGCACGCCGUCGAGGGGCCUGAGCUCGCCCAGUUGCCACCCGCCGGGGGCCCCGCUGACCCCCACCUCGGCCGCCGCCGCCGCCGCUUCCUUGCCCGGCGGCGCCUUCUCGGCCUCCUCGCGCUUCUUGCCCGGCACCAUCUGGUCCUUCUCGCAGGCUCGCCGCCUGGGGCCUGGCCUGGAGACCACCCUGGUGCAAGGGCCCGGCGUCUCCUGGGUCCACCCCGACGGCGUGGGCGUGCAGAUAGACACCAUCACGCCCGAGAUCCGGGCGCUCUACAACGUCCUGGCCAAGGUGAAGAGGGAACGGGACGAGUAUAAGCGCAGGUGGGAAGAGGAGUACACGUUGCGCGUUCAGCUGCAAGACCAGGUCACCGAGCUUAAUGAGGAGGCUCAAGAGGCCGAAGCUUGUCAGGAGGAGCUGGCCAUGAAGGUGGAGCAGCUCAAGGCGGAACUGGUGGUCUUCAAGGGGCUGAUGAGUAACAACCUUACGGAGCUAGAUACCAAGAUUCAGGAGAAGGCCAUGAAAGUGGACAUGGACAUCUGCCGGCGCAUCGACAUCACAGCCAAACUGUGCGACGUGGCCCAGCAGCGUAACUGCGAGGACAUGAUCAAGAUGUUUCAGAAGCAGUUGGUCCCAGCUACGGUGGGCCGGAAGCGGGACCGGAAGCUGGUCAGCGACGAAGAGACCUCCCUGUCGGAGAGCGAGUCCUCCAAGAAGCCCGAGGAGGAGGAGGAAGACGAGACCACGGCCAUGAGCAUCAACGAAGAGAUGCAAAGGAUGCUGAACCAGCUGAGGGAGUACGAUUUCGAAGAUGACUGUGAUAGCCUUACCUGGGAGGAGACGGAAGAGACGCUGCUGCUCUGGGAGGACUUCUCCGGCUACGCCAUUGCUGCUGCGGAGGCCCAGGGGGAGCAGCCGGACGACAGUUUGGAGAAAGUGAUCAAGGACACGGAGUCACUCUUCAAGAGCAGGGAGAAAGAAUAUCAGGAAACCAUUGACCAAAUAGAGCUGGAGUUGGCCACAGCCAAGAACGACAUGAACCGGCACCUCCACGAGUACAUGGAGAUGUGUAGCAUGAAGCGUGGGCUGGACGUGCAAAUGGAGACCUGUCGCCGGCUCAUCACCCAGUCCGGGGACAGAAAGUCUCCGGCUUUCACUCCGGUACCGAGCAGUGAAUCGGCCUCAAACGAGGAGGCGGAGGAGUCCGAUCGUGACCUCCGGAGUGACGCUUCCAUAAGAUAAUGGGGGGGAGAGGCUGUGCCCCUUUCCUCUGCAUCGCCCCCUGCUGGCCCAGGAGGUGUGGCGGUGGGGGGGAGCCAUGUCCCAACCAUGGCCUUCACGUAGAGUUCCGCCACUGAGUCCCUCCACACCCGGAGGUGGAGCUAGACAGAUGCCCCUCGAGGGAGUCUGGUGUCCUGAGUCUUCUCCCAUCUGAACACCUCCUUUCCCUGCUCUCCCCAUCCCGCCCCCUGCCUUUUGUGGGCCUUAUGGGGGGGGGAGACGGUACGUCCGCCUUAACUGCAGCUGAGAACCUCCUGGGGGGGGGCCUAAUGAAUGCCCCCCUCCCUCCCCUUAGUAUACGUGACUGUCCUCCUCAUGUGCCAAGAAGCGGCACCAGGCCAAAAAAACCCCCUGAACCUCCUGUUGGUGCCAGCCGGACUCUCUGUGUGGCUCUCCUCGCUCACGGAACACGUCUUUCGUCCCUGAAUUGUACAAGAUAGCGAGAGCCUCUCCAUCUGGGGAAGAAGACCAGGCUUUUGCCGCCUCCGCCACCGCCACUUGCCCCAGCUCUGUCCUUUGCCUUUUUGCUUAGUUCUUUGUCUGUGGCACAAACGUCGUCUGUGAUGUGCUA
This is a messenger RNA of Gekko japonicus, 2287 nucleotides long. It is a transcript of the gene IFFO1, whose product is annotated as intermediate filament family orphan 1. Bases 1 to 1677 code for a protein of 558 amino acids. The record is from RefSeq and is a predicted model, not a curated record. The transcript has 11 exons. NCBI's taxonomy places the organism in Eukaryota, Metazoa, Chordata, Lepidosauria, Squamata, Gekkonidae.